Molecule: messenger RNA, 479 nt
Organism: Castor canadensis (American beaver)
Lineage: Eukaryota; Metazoa; Chordata; Mammalia; Rodentia; Castoridae
Source: RefSeq, a predicted model, not a curated record
CUUUGUCAUUUUAAAUUUCACUAAAAUGGAAUUAGAAUUGGUAUAGAGGAUGAGAAGAAAUUAUUGUAAACAAAGACAAAGUAAUUCUUAUAUUCCCCCACCCCACAUUAGGAACCUUGGGUAACGUGGAACAUGGGAACCAAUAUCAGAUCACACUAAUGUAUGAACAUAAUCUUCAGCGAACAGCCUGCAAUAUGACUUAUGGAUCAUUUGGUGGUGUCAAAGAGUGAAAGAAAAUGUCUUUAUUUAAAGCCCGUGAUUGGUGGUCUACUGUUCUGGGAGAAAAAGAAGAAUUUGAUCAAGGCUGUUUGUGUUUGGCUGAUGUUGACAACAGUGGAAAUGGACAAGGAGAUGAAGCCCAAGCUGAAGAUUUGCUUCUAGAAGUGCAUCUACGAGAUCCAAUACUUCAAGUGGAAGUAGGAAAGUUUGUUUCGUCUUGCUGUGUAGCCCAGUGUCCUGGCCUGGAAUUUGCUGUGUAG